AUGUUUGGUUUCAAGCUCUUCCUAGCCCUUGCGGUCCUCGCAACUACCUCCCAAACAGCACAGAUAAACAGGCCAUCCGUCAGAGACUCCACUAUCCUACGAUCAACAGUCAGCUGCCCCGACUGCCCUGAAAGUAACUGCUACAAGUGCCGUUAUGGCUCCGAAAAGACUCUACGCGCAAAUACCGGCGGUCUCGCCUGGAUCCAGAGCCUCGUUGGGUUCCGGCUCGACCUCCCUGACGACAUAUACCCCGACGAUAUCACCAAAUGCACCGUCCAAUUUCCGGCAUUUACGACGCUUCCAAAUUCCGCAUUCAACAUGACCGUCACUCCUGCCGUGUCGUCCGACUGGGACGAGGUGACCGUGAACGGGGAGAAUGCGCCUGCCUCGACGGACAAUAUCGCUCUUUACCAUGUGCCCGCGCUGACGAACCCGCCUCUUCUGGACGUUACAGAGGCUUGCUGGCUGGCUGACGAUGAUGGGCAGUUCUCAAUCUAUCUUGGGGCGGAGUUCGGUUCGUAUGAGAUUUGGUCGAAGGAUUCGGGGAAUCCAGCUGUUCUGCAUGUCUAUUAUGAUGACUAG
Messenger RNA from Aspergillus nidulans FGSC A4, 582 nucleotides. RefSeq lists its product as uncharacterized. The record is from RefSeq and is a predicted model, not a curated record. Lineage: Eukaryota; Fungi; Ascomycota; Eurotiomycetes; Eurotiales; Aspergillaceae. The coding region runs from base 1 to 582 and encodes 193 amino acids. The transcript has a single exon.